This is a messenger RNA of Cylindrotheca closterium, 1248 nucleotides long. Lineage: Eukaryota; Bacillariophyta; Bacillariophyceae; Bacillariales; Bacillariaceae. The record is from the annotation of a GenBank genome assembly.
AUGCCAACCAUUCAGUGGACUAAUGAUUCAGAGUUAGUCUCUGUAGAGACCGAGAAACAGCAAGCUCUUCAAGAGCCCUCCUUCAGCAAUGUUUCGGAGGAAGAGUUGCCUUUUGGUGAGCGUCUUGGUCGCAACUUUGAUAGUUUCAUGACCUACGUUUGCUUCCCUGAAGAACAAAUUGAUUUCGAUUGUUUUCCAGAGGAACGAAACUUGGAGGCUUUGGACCCUGUCACCGGCAUUGUGGAGAAGGAAAGUCAACACGAAAGGCUUGGAAUCAGCAUCCGCAAGAUGGAGGAUGGCAGAAUCAUCAUCUACAAGAUCAACGAGGACAGCAUGUUUGUCGAUACUGACCUCGAAGUUGGAAUGAAGAUUAUCUCGAUCAAUGACGAGGCCUGUCCUCCAACUGUCCCUGAGACUAUUGCUACUCUCAAGUUGGCCAAGGACAUUGUCAAGAUUGUUGCUGAACCACAAAGGGAUGGCAUUGUUGUCGAUGAUGCACAAAGAGAAGGCGUUCCUGGAGAAAGAGCCCUUGCCAAUAGAAACACUGUUUCUUUCACCGACUAUUUCACUUCGUCCUAUACCGAGUAUGAAAACGCCAUUACCAACAUGAGUAUCAACAAGAUGCUUGAGGCAGUGACUGGCCUAGAAGCCUUCUCGGAAGAAGAUAUUUGCAUUGAAAAAGAAAGCAAGGCAGAGAAGCUCGGUGUUGCGUUGAUGCAAUCAAAGACCUCGAAUAACAUCUAUGUUAACCACGUAUGGGAAAACAGCAAGUUUGCUGCCGCUGGAUUGAAGGCUGGUGUCAAGGUGCUCAAGAUCAAUGGGCAAUACUGCCCAGCUUCCCUCAACGAAACUGUAUCACUCUUGAACACAGCUGAGGGUAAAUUGAACUUGACCGUCAUCGUGGACGACAACUUUUGCUAUGAAUUGGAUGAAACUUUCAUGAUGAAUGGUAAGAAGUUGGCAAACAAGACUACUAUCCGAUUGCAAAAGGAGAAGGACGAACCGAUCGGCAUGCUUCUUCGAAAAUAUGAAGACAGGGAAGGAAUCUUUGUCCGAAAACUUUCGGAAGAUGGAAAGGCAGCCAAGACGUCCUUGAAGCCACACAUGAAGAUUCUAUUAAUCAACGGUCAAAGAUGUCCCCAAAAUAUGGAAGACUGCACGCAAAUGAUAUCUGAAAUUGAAGGGGAACUCAAGAUCGUAGCGGUAUCCAAUAUUCCUGACGAAUUGAUGGAACCAGUGGCUGCCUAA